This is a messenger RNA of Vitis riparia (riverbank grape), 1185 nucleotides long. RefSeq names its product vesicle-associated membrane protein 714. NCBI's taxonomy places the organism in Eukaryota, Viridiplantae, Streptophyta, Magnoliopsida, Vitales, Vitaceae. The coding region runs from base 147 to 809 and encodes 220 amino acids. The transcript is spliced from 4 exons. Gene Ontology annotation, biological process: vesicle-mediated transport. The record is from RefSeq and is a predicted model, not a curated record. Gene Ontology annotation, cellular component: membrane.
CUUACAUGUGAUACCCAAUUCUAAGUCCCAACAAACUCAAACCCGAACGGCCGUGGACUUGCCGGUGGCUCCGCCGGCUUUACCUUCACAACAACCACUGCCCAUCUUCUAUAUGAUAGGCACACGCUGAUUCCACUCUUGAACAGAUGGCGAUUCUCUAUGCGCUGGUGGCCAGAGGGACCGUGGUGCUUUCUGAGUUCAGCGCCGUCUCCGGCAACACUGGCGCCGUCGCUCGUCGGAUUCUUGAGAAGCUGCCUGCUGAGGCCGAUUCCAGGCUCUGUUUCUCGCAGGAUCGCUACAUAUUUCACAUACUCAGAGCCGAUGGACUCGCGUUCCUUUGCAUGGCCAACGACACCUUCGGAAGGCGGAUCCCAUUUUCAUACCUUGAAGAUAUUCAGAUGAGGUUCAUGAAGAACUAUGGGAAAGUGGCCCACUACGCUCCUGCAUAUGCAAUGAAUGAUGAAUUUUCAAGGGUUUUACAUCAGCAAAUGGAAUUCUUCUCUAGUAAUCCUAGUGCAGAUACUCUCAAUCGUGUCAGAGGUGAAGUUGGUGAGAUACGCACCAUCAUGGUAGAAAACAUUGAGAAGAUACUGGAGAGAGGUGAUAGGAUUGAACUUCUUGUUGACAAAACUGCAACAAUGCAAGACAGUUCUUUUCACUUCAAGAAGCAGUCUAAGCGCUUGCGCCGAGCUCUUUGGAUGAAAAAUGCCAAGCUCUUGGCCUUGUUGACAUGCUUGAUUGUUGUGCUGCUGUACAUUAUAAUUGCCGCUUGUUGUGGAGGCAUCACUCUUCCUUCCUGCAGAUCUUAACUUGCGGAUUUAGGUAUACUGAAGUUCCUUGAAGGUAUGGAAUAGAUGGCUUUCUGAAGAAGUAUUUAUGUUGGGGAGAAGAGCCAAUCUGUCUCAUCAUUCAGAUUUUUUGCGUUGUCAAUGAAUAUGUAAUGUGUAUGGAAAUAUAUAGCAUAUUUAUCUUUGCAAGUUCUGGAAAUAGGUCUAUCGGUUUUUUGUCACAAUUAAUGCACCUUCCAUUUGUGAGCUUUCCUUUUUUUUUUUUUUUUUUUUUUUUUUUGUUCUUUUUUUCUUUUUUACCCUGGAACACCAAUAAUUUCUGUUGCAUUGUUAGUUGAUCAUCUUUGUUCUCUGUAAAUGCCUGGAUUUUUAUAGUAUUCCACCAUUUAUUGUCAAA